AUGGGCACUGUGGACUACCGCGACGGCAUCGCCAUCAUCCAGCUCAUAGUAUUUCCUGUGCUAUUCGUCAUAGGAAUACUCAUAUGGAAACGAAUUGGAUGGAGAGCUGGAGGGAAGAGCUGGCGAUUUGUAGUCACGCUCGCCCUCCUACGAAUAAUCGGUAGCAUCUGUACGCUGGUGACAAUCAACAAUACCUCGGAGAGGAUCUACAUCGCGGCGAUCGUUUGUGAGCUGAUCGGGGUUGCACCUCUGCUGCUGACCUAUAUCGGACUUCUGGGACAAAUCGAUACCGAGCAAAAUAUUAAUCCCCGGCUCCUCAGACUGGUGACCCUCGCCGGCUUCCUAGGCCUCAUCCUCGGUAUCGUGGGAGUCAGCAUCCUCGAUGACAAAAGUUCCUUCCACCCAAAUAGCGAAAUCAAGGCGGCCAUGGGCAUAUUCUUGGCCGUAUUUGUUAUCAUGAGCGCGCUGGCGGUUUGGCUGGGCUUCCAACUUUGGUUCUCAAUCAAGGUGUGGCAAAAGAAGUUGUUCUUUGCUAUCAUUCUUUCGUGGCCGUUCCUGUUAGUCCGGCUGGUCUACUCAGCGAUAGGCGAUUAUAGCACCAACCAUAAUUUUACCCCCGGAGGAGGCAACGACACUAUCUACUUGUGCAUGAGUGUGCUUGAGGAGAUCGUUGCUAUGGCUCUCUGUGUGGGAUUUGGGAUGUCGGCUAUGGUCGACAAAAAACAUGAAGAGGUCGCUCUAGGUGAGACGAUGGCUGACCCGAAGACUGCUCAAGUAUAA
Molecule: messenger RNA, 780 nt
Organism: Talaromyces proteolyticus
Lineage: Eukaryota; Fungi; Ascomycota; Eurotiomycetes; Eurotiales; Trichocomaceae
Exons: 2
Coding region: 1-780 (259 amino acids)
Source: RefSeq, a predicted model, not a curated record